Xenopus laevis (African clawed frog) is the source of this 3831-nucleotide messenger RNA. It is a transcript of the gene asxl1.S, whose product is annotated as ASXL transcriptional regulator 1 S homeolog. The transcript is spliced from 13 exons. Gene Ontology annotation, molecular function: chromatin binding; peroxisome proliferator activated receptor binding. Gene Ontology annotation, biological process: regulation of DNA-templated transcription; positive regulation of transcription by RNA polymerase II; animal organ morphogenesis. Gene Ontology annotation, cellular component: nucleus; PR-DUB complex. NCBI's taxonomy places the organism in Eukaryota, Metazoa, Chordata, Amphibia, Anura, Pipidae. The coding region runs from base 151 to 2967 and encodes 938 amino acids. The record is from RefSeq and is a predicted model, not a curated record.
GUCUUUUUGAGCCCCUUGUUCCGUGGGCGGGGCGGAAGUGUUUGUUUGUGUGGUGCAUUGUGGGGAGUGUGGUUCCGGUGAGCAGAAGUAUAGCUCCCAUAGCAGACGAGAAACAAGCGAGUCGGAACUGACACCAAACUCGGAACGAAAAUGAGAGACAAACAGAAGCGGCGUAGGGAGCGAACAUGGGCGGAAGCAGCGAGGAUGGUUCUGGAGAAUUACUCUGAUGCCCCAAUGACUCCAAAGCAGAUCCUAAAUGUCAUUCAAAGUGAGGGGCUGAAAGAGACCAACACUGGAUCCUCCCCCCUUGCCUGCCUAAAUGCCAUGCUGCACUCUAACUCCAGGACUCGGGAGGCUCUCUUUUACAAACUUCCAGGGCACAUCAAUCUUUUCACUAUGAAGAAGAAUGCAUUGCAGUUGUCUCGUGCCAUGCCCUUGCCAGAGGAUGGUAACACAGAGGAUACAGAAGGAAUAAAAUGGAGUGAAAGCAAAGUGGCAACUGCUGGUGAGCAUGGCAGUCCGAAAGAAGAAGCAGUCAUCAGUGCCUCGUGUUCCAGAGAGUUGCACUGCAGGGAGACAAGGUCCCUGGUACAAAUGAGUAAGCAGAAGCGGAGAAGUGCUGUUCUCCUCCCCCGUGUGGUACUGACACCACUGAAAGUCAAUGGUGCACAUUUGCCUUCUACUUCAGGGUUAUCCGUGCAUCAUGGGAGUCGAGAGUCCAGCCGAGUCCGUACAGCAGGAGGAAGUUUGAGUUUUCAGAAGCGAGCGGCAUUCGGUAGAGAUGGGGGUCAUCAUCUAAGGGGAAUCCGUGGCCCUGGGCCAGGGCAAGUGAAAAGGAGCAGGGUAGAAGAAAUUGAUUUUGAGACCCCAGGGUCUAUUCUUGUGAACACAAAUCUUCGUGCCCUAAUCAACCUGCGAACCUUCAAUGCUCUUCCCACCAAUCUCCAGCAGCAGUUGCUCCUCCUUCUGCCUGAUGUGGAUCAGCAGGUUGGCACGGAAGGGCAGUUACGGAUGAGCACCAGUGCACUGAACAAUGAAUUCUUUGCCCAUGCUUGUCAGAGGUGGCGAGAGAGACUGGCAGAUGGAGAAUUCACGCCUGAGAUGCAGCUGCGGAUACGGCAGGAGAUGGGCAAAGAGAAGAAAACUGAAGACUGGAAAAAGAGGUUCUUUGAAGAAUUUUAUGGACAAAAAUUGGGGCUUGCUGAUCAACACUUAUCAGAUGAAGGUGAAAAGAAUGGGCAGUCCAACACCCAGAGAGUGCUGCGUAGCGCCCAGAUAAAGGAGACUGUGGCACAGCCUAAGGACUUGUCUGUGCCAGGAAUGGACAGGAGACACAGGAAUCCCAGAGGAAAGGACAAACAAGAAGAGACUGUGAAAGUUCAUAUGAGCACAAAGAUUAAAGAGUCUUCCUCACCAUCUCUGAAAGGAUCAAGCACAGAGCCUCUGGGUAUGGAGUCCCAUAUUCCUCCCAAUGGUUCCCAUACCCCCCUCACUUUUCCUGAAAGAGUCCCAGAGCCUCAUCAAGACAGUUCUGAACAAAAACGAAAAUUUGAGACAGAGCCUUAUAGCCCCUCUGUUGAAAAGAAACCCAGAAUGGAGCAGCGUCGGUCCUUUCGUAACACAAUUCAGAAUGUUUACACAGAAAAGCCACAGCCCACCAAAGAAGAACCUAAAGUCCCACCAAUUCAGAUCCAACUUUCUAGGAUCAAGCCUCCCUGGGUUUAUAAAGGUUUGCCAGCUCACCAGUUCUAUCCCUGGGUCAUCCCAAACCCUGAUCCCCCUGGGGGCCAGCCUCCUCCCUGCUCACCUUCUGACAGUCAGACCAGUGCAAUUGGUGGCGGAGGUGGCCCGGGAGGAGGCAGAAACCAUAAGUCAAGAAGUGAAUCCAGGAAGCGAAAGGUCAGACAAUCCGCAAAGCAACCUGCAAGUUUGUGCAGAACACAAUUACUGUCGCCAGCAUCCAUGAGGAACAGUCUAACAAAAGCCACUGGGAAACUUGGUGCCAGGAACAGGCGUUCCUCACUCAUCCGAACUGAGUUCAACACUUCAGCCUACUCUGUAUUUGGCAAGGUCAAAGAACUCAGUGUGGCUGGAGCUUUUAAACCAGGGUCCAUUUGUGAAGUCCUUGCAAAUGGACUGUCUUUAUUAGGGCUUUGCUUUGCCCAUUGUGCAUAUGAGCAGGGCGCUGAUAGAGACCCUGUGCAACCAAGUAAUGUAAACAUUGUCCAGAGGGAAUCCUAUUUAAGCGCUUCUCCUGAUGUUGAUAUCACAGAGUCUUUACCCUUUAGAGAACCUAGUAAUGGCAGCCAUGUUAAUUCUCUGUCCACGGUUCUUGGUGAUGUAUCAAACAUUUUACAGAGCAGAAGGAAGCAACUUUCAGUAAAGGGGAAACAGAGGUACUGCACCCUAAAUAAAUGUAACAUUCCCUUCCCAAAAGAGUUUCAUCCUGCAUUACAGUCUAGGGGCAACGCGUUGCCAUGUAGAAUUGUACAAAACUCCUCGCAGGCUGACAUAAAAUUGGCAGUUUGGCCUAAGGCUGCUGCUCGAAUAGCGGAUUCCUCUGAUUGUGCAACGGUUGGGUCCCUGUGUCCCAGACGUAAAACACUUCUAAUAUCCAGUUCUAGUAUCCUCUCCAAAAUUCCAGCUCUACAUAGUGUGGAACAGCAUCUCCGUGAUUACCCAAAAUCAUCAGCGCCAAUUGGACACUCAUCACUUAGGGGUAAUCUGAAUGGCCACAGGCCAUGCUCUGUACCUAUUCAUAAAUCAUCUGGAGAGUUGAACCCAAAGGAUCCUAAUUUUAAGAGAUGGAAUUUUCAGGCUCAUUCAGAUACCUUGACAGGAGAGGCCUCUUCUGUACGUACAUCAUCUUACCCCGCGUUCCGAAAUGAAGACCCUUAUUCAUUCCUGGCUCUUCUCAUGGAUGAAAAGAAAGGAAACACAAACUGGACUGGCACUACCCUUCUUUGAGAUGCCUGCAGCCCAAGUAUGUGGCAAACCACACUGCACACUUCCUAGGAGAGCUGCACAGAGAUUCUUUCCCAUCUCGUCUGCACCUCCACAGAAUUCUCAGAGGGUAGGAUUGGUGUCAAUCUUCCAGUAAUGCUAUCUUCAACAUUAACCCUGUGCCAGAAUUUCAUGAGAUCCGUAGAUGUAGAAGAGGCUGCUGUGCCGCCACAUGGCACCAGAUCUUUCCAUUAUUUUCCCUGUGUUUCCAGUAUGUAUGUGCCUCUUUCUCUGACUGAGUUUGCAGAGCAUGGAGAAGAGAUCCCUGCAAUGGUUCUGCAGCCAACAAGCCAUGAGCAUGUGCAGAAGGUGUUGGGCCCUCUGUCCCAGUGACUGUAGCACCUUCCAAGCUCUGUGUUUUGUGCCUUGUCGUGAAAGAAUUUCAGUGGCUUUGGGACAGCAAAUACUCACGCCAGUGUUUUCCAUAGAUCUCAGCCUGGAACUGUAAAUACAUAUUCUUUCACUUUGUUAGACAUGUAAGUGCAGAUAAAGAUGCUUUAGCUAUUUCUAGUAUUAAUCUCUUCAAUGGGGCAUUGUAGGUCCUGCCUUGCUAAUGACACCGCCACAUGGCAGGCUUAAUGGCUUUGGUGGGCGGGUAGGUGGCGAGUUCAUCUUUUGUUCUGCGUGGACAGUAUUUCUGCAAAGAGGAGAUGUUUUAGGACUGAACGGGUAAUCACUGUUUUUGUAUAAAGUAAAAUAUUUGGCUCCUGUAAGCACCUUCUGCAUUCCGGUGUAUUUAUGUUGUAAACUCUAUAAAUGUAUAUUCUGUAUAGAUGGCACCCUUGUCUUGUAUGCACCUACCAUCUUAAUAAACUUGUUAUACAUUCA